AUGGAGGAUGGUAUAAUGGAUGAUGGUGGACUUGAGGGAUGCAUCGAAGAAUUGGGAAAGUUGGCCAAGGAUAAAUCACCAUAUCUUAGUAUGGAGUUUCCAUCAGAAGAAGCUGCAUAUGAGUUUUAUGAUGAAUUCGGAAGAAUUGUGAGGUUUAGUAUUAUAAGAGAUUAUUGUAACAAAAGCAAGAAAAAUGGUGUUAUGACUAGUAGAAAGUUUGUUUGUUAUAAGGAGGGAGAGAGGGAAAAAGAUAAACGGUACACGGGUAUAAAUAUUGAUAUAGCUGAUGAGACUGGAAUUUCUCUUAAGGCUUCACAUGAUCUUAUUAGUGCUAUAGCAGGAGGGAAGGAAUUUGUAAGGUUCACGAGGGAGGAUCAGAAAACCUACUUACAUGCAAAAAGACAGCGAAACUUACAGUAUGGUGAAACAGGGAGUUUGUUAAGAUAUUUCCAGCAACAAGUGACAGAAAAUCCAUAUUUUUACUAUGCCAUUCAGUUGGAUGUAGAUGAGAUGAUUACUAAUAUUUUUGGGGCUGAUCAUCAGAUAAUAACAGAUUAUGGACUUUUCGGUGAUGUUGUGUCAUUCAACACAACUUUUCGAACAAAUAAGGAGUACCGUUCACUUGUUUUAUUUUAUGGCUUUAACCACUUUAGAAUGACAGUGAUUUUUGGUGCAGCAUUAUUGUAUGAUGAAAUUGCAAAGUCAUUUGAAUGGUUAUUUGAAACUUUUUUAGAUGCAAUGUUGGAAAAAAAGCCUAUUAGUUUUUUCACAGACCAAGAUCAAGCAAUGGCUAAAGCAAUUUCACAAAUCAUGCCUGAGGUUUUUCAUGGGUUGUGCACUUUUCACCUAAUGCAAAAUUCUUUGAAGCAUUUAGGUUACUCGUUCAAGAGUGGUUCAAAAUUUAGUAGUGAUUUAAAAGCUUGCAUUUAUGCCUACAAGAAUGAGCAUGAAUUAAUUGAAGCUUGGAAUUCUUUGAUGAUAAAUAUAACUUGCAAGAGAAUGAGUGGAUGGAAAGAACUUGGAGAAAAACAGAGCAGUGGGCGCAUGUAUAAGCAAUAUGAGGAAAUUUCUGCAAUAUAUGAUUUUAGACAAAAGUUGCCAAGAAUGAAAUUGAAAAAGUCUCCCAUUUUAAUCCAGCAAUUCAAUGAAUUAGAAGAAGUUAAGUGCGUGUUUGGCUUGUAUGGUAAUAAUGAAGAGUAUAUUGUGGAGGGUAGGGUGGAAGUUAUUGGGCUAAGAGGAGAAAAAAACUGUCGAAAAAUACAUUGUACUUGUAAGAAAUUUGAAAACUUUGGAAUUUUAUGUAGUCGUGCAAUCAAAGCACUUAAUAAAAUUAAUGUUAUAGAAAUUCCCAAAAGGUAUAUAUUAGGCCAAUGGAGAUUGGAUGCAAAAGAUUGUCAAGUUGAAGAGGAAAAUUUUGUAGUGGAUGAGGAUGAUCCGAAGUUGUUAAUAUUAGUACAUUAUAGAGAUCUUUGUCUAAGAAUGUUGAAACUAGCAACUCAAGCAUCUGUGCACAAACCUGCCUAUCAAUUGGUUGAUGAAGGGAUUAAGGAAUUGUGUGUAAAAGUGAAUAAUCUGAUGAAGGGAGUUGGAAAUUUUGGUACCAAAGAACUAGAUGUGGAGGACCCCAACUUUGCACAAGUUAAGGGCAUAAAGAAGAAAGAUGUUGGACACAAAGGGAGAGGUAGAUUAAAACCUUGGCAUGAGAUGAUGAAUAAGAAGAUAAAAAUUAUUUCACAACCUACCCGCCUUAGUAAGACUAUUGAUCAAUCAAGCAACACUACAAAUGUUCAAAAUUCAUCUUCAAGCCAACCACAGACUAUUGGUCAAUCAAGCAAUAUCACAAAUGUUCAAAAUUCAUCUUUAAGCCAACCACAGGAAAUAUCACUUAAUCUACCGAGGCACAAUCCAAUGGAGACCGAAUUUAAAAAUGAGAGUUCUUUUGAUUUUUCUAUUUAUUCCCAACCGCCUCCACAAAAUUGA
Molecule: messenger RNA, 1980 nt
Organism: Camellia sinensis
Lineage: Eukaryota; Viridiplantae; Streptophyta; Magnoliopsida; Ericales; Theaceae
Source: RefSeq, a predicted model, not a curated record